AUGAGGAGAGUUCAUAUAAGGCUUACUGUUGAAACUUGUACAUCAUCAAGUCCUGUCCAUAAGCAGGAACUUAUUGUGCGUGUUACAGAUGAUGCAGAUCCACUAUUCUUGUAUUCUCUUGUAAUUGGAGAAGAAGACUUUCAGAGUUUAAAGAGCCAGCAAGGACUGCUAGUGGAGUUUUCAGCUUUUCCACAGAAAUUCAUUGAUUUGUUAGAACAGUGCAUUUUGGAACAAGGAAAACAAGUCCCUCGGUUUUUAAUUCAACUGGUAACAUCUCCUGUUCUGGACUGCAUGACAACAUGUUUAAAUAUAGUGGAAACCAAUCCAUUCAAGCAUCUUACUCAUUUGUCUCUAAAGCUUUUGCCAGGAAGUGACAGUGACAUCAAAAAAUAUCUUGCCCUCUGCAUUCAGAAUUUAAAGGAAGAAAAUAGUAGAUUGGAGGACCAAUUGCACAAAUCUGAAGAAGGAUUUUCAAAAAGACUAAUUGUAAUACAGCAGGCUUUGGCAGAAAAAAGUAAGGACCUGGAUAAACUGCAAAAUGAAUGGACAGCACAUACUACUUCACUGACUAACAAGUACACCAAGGAAAUCACAGCAGAAAAGGAAAAAGUGCUGCAGAUUCAAACACAGUAUCAGCUUCAGCAAGAACAACAAAAGAGAGAGAUAGAAGCAACUUACAACAAAAAAGUACAUCACUUAGAAGUCAGGGUAUCUGAAUUAGAAACGGUUAAUAAGGACCUUACAGAAAGAAAAUACAAGUCUGAAUCUUGUAUACGGGAGUUGAAAUCUAAACUUUCAGGACUUGAAGAGGAAUAUCAGAGGAUAAAACAAGAAGUUCUUGCUCUUCAAAGGGAAAAUUCAACUCUUGAUGCAGUGUGUCAUGAGAAGGAAAAAUUAUUAAACCAGCUACGGACACGCAUUGCUGUCCUGGAACAGGAAGUGAAGGAUAAAGAGCAAGUAGUGAUAAGAACCACAGAUGUCUGUGAAAGUACUCAAGAACACAAGAAAAAGUUGGAAGAGUCUCUGGAGAAGAAGCAGUUGCAAAUUGGGAAGCUUGAAACAACUGUGAAGUCUAUUUCUGAGGAACUUCUGAAAGCUAAUGAAAUUAUCAAAAAGCUCCAGGGAGAGAUGAAGAAAUUAAUGGAGAAGAUGAAGUUAAAAAAUGCAGUGACAAUGCAACAGGAAAAAUUACUAGGGGAGAGGGAGCAAAUCCUGCAAAAGGAGAGGCUGGAGCUUAAUAAUGUGAAACAGGCUCUUCAACAAAAAGAGGAAAAGGCCUUGAACUUACAAGAGCAGCUGGACACCACUGUUCAGAAAUUGGAGGAAAGUAAACAACUGCUGAAAACUAACGAGAAUGUAAUUUCCUGGCUAAAUAAACAGCUGAAUGAGAAUAAAAUCGCAUCCAUGCAUGGAUUAUCAGGCCACAGUGAUAUACCAUGUGCUGGAAACUCUCCCAAUUCAGUGGCAGUGCAAAAUGGUUUGCUUCGGCUUCCUCUUUGUAAUGAUCCUUUCCCUGUCUCUGCGAUGCCUCCUUCAAUUAUUUCGGCUUCUAUUUCUAAUUACUCUAAAGGCCCUGCUCCUCUACAAAUGGAUAUCCCAUCUGCGGUCACCAGUGUGGCAAGAUAUGGCCCACAGGUACGUUUCAAGCUAUCGGCAAAUACUUCCAGCACUCCAUUAAAUGAAGCAAGAGUUAGUUCAACAUCUACUCCAUUAAUGCCUCCAGACUCUGGCCACAUUGACCCACCUGGUUUAGAUAUGAAAUAUUUGAAGAAAGAUGGCAACUUGCCUUUGAGAGGACUGAAGCCUUUGACUAUAGAAAACACAGUAUUACCAAGGCCUAUAUUAUCCAAGCAAGGAAGUCCACCUGUAACAUCUGCUUACUUCCCAAAGCAACAGCCUCGGCUACCUGCAUCAUGAGCUUCAACACGAUUGUAAUGGAUGCAUAAAGAAAGACUCUUGCUCAUUCUUGGAAACAGUAAUGAAUAUGCCAUUUAAAAUGUGUGAUAAGAGAGAUGCUUGGACAACAAGGUUUUAAAUUUGACUUUAUAGUCUGUCUGAACUUAGCUACUUUUUUCCCUAUAAAGUCUUUGUUCACUGAAACUGCCACAAUAUGUUCUGGUGUAAAGCCAACCAUUAAAAUAACCUAAUUGCAUUUCUAGAUCUAUAAUUUCUUUUUAAACAAUUAAAAAAAUAUAUAUAGUAGCAGCUGUUUGAUUCCUCAGACACUCCACGGCUUACAGGCUGUGCAUGCUGAAUGAAAGUGUUUCUUUCAGGUAUUUUUGCUGCUCCAAAGCUGUGUGUGCGUGCACAUGUAUGUUUGUGCAACCUGUCUGGUACAUUCUGUAGCACUGCACUUUUCAUGUUUAGAAGACCUUUUGUAAUAGUUAAAUUAUGAAGAACAAAGUUUUUUUUUGUUUGUUUUUUUAAGAUGGCAGACUUAUAGCAGCAGUAAUCCAUUGUGUGUACAGCAUUUACUUUAUGACAUUAAUCACUUCUGUUGAUAACCAUGGUGGACAGAAAUAAUUUCUGCAAAUAUUUGGACCCCUUUUUUUCUUCAUGUUAGUUCCUUGAUGACUGACUACUAUUUUUUUCUUUCCUUAAUCAAAUCACACCUACCAGCUUUGUGCAAACUAUUUAGUCACUGUAUAUCUUGUAUACUGUAUUUUUAGGUAGGGUCAGAUUAAAUAUCAAUAUUUAAUAUUGAUAUUUUUUGUAGUAUGAGUAUAAUUUGCUGGCAAAACUUGGAGGAUUACAAUAAUGACAGACACAAUAUUCUGAAUGUAAAAAAGUUCUGUAUCUUCAGUAUUCAAAAAUAGUAACAGUUUCUUUAGUUUAGGACAGAGCCAGACUCAAAGUGAAUACAGCUCUAUUUGAAUUAGUUCAUUUGGCUUUUUGUUAUCAGGGGAAAAUCAAGAGUAUUGGAUUUACCUGUUUCAAAAUGUUCACUGGAUGAAAAGCUCAGUUAGAAGUAUUCCAUUUUGUGAGAUGUAAGUAGACCAUCUGCAUUUCACUUGCACAGCAGUCAUUCCUACUUUUUUUACUGAUUAUUUUUCCCCCAAUUGUCUCUCUCUUCCUGUGUAAAAUGGAAAAAAAAAUCGAGGAUAAUUUUUUUUUUUUAAUGACAUACUGUACCUCCUCCCGUUUUCAGAUAUGGGCUUGGCUCUUUGCAAUCUUACUAGAAAUCUUAGUUUGUAUUUGAUAUUAAACUAGAUUGGAUGUAUGGUAAUUUCCUUUCUCAUUCUGCAGCCUAAUUCUUUGGGGACACAAAAUUGGUUAUUGCAUUAUUAAAAUGAGACAAAUCUGCAGUAAAUUAGUACAUACUAGAUUGAUGGGCUACUUUAAUUUUCAAAAGCAGUGUUGAAACUUAAUGCCUGGAGGUCUGCAGUUCAUUUUCCUGUCAGUAUUAUAAACAUUAACCUUUUUUCCUGAAAUUAUUUUCCUUGGAUGGAAUUGUGGAAUGCAACAAUGUCUAGAAUUAUUUUCUGUUGACUGAUUGUUACUCAGUGUGCCAUCCUUUCAAUUCUGGAACUUGCAGAUACAGUGCUCAUGUCAGAGUCCAGGUGAAAUGCAGUAAUUUUUGCUUGGGGCCUUUACCUUUUUGCAUGGAUUAUUUUAUGAGAGAACUUCAUAUAUCUUAAUUUUCUGGGAAUUUGGAACAUGCAUUUCUUGUAUAUUGAGAGAGAACCUGUGCCCUAUUAGUUCCAUGCAAUGUCUUACAGCAAAUGAGGAGUGUGUGUGUGUGUGUGUGUGUGUG
Alligator sinensis (Chinese alligator) is the source of this 3754-nucleotide messenger RNA. Its product is annotated as spindle assembly abnormal protein 6 homolog. Gene Ontology annotation, biological process: centriole replication. Bases 1 to 1917 code for a protein of 638 amino acids. Gene Ontology annotation, cellular component: centriole; centrosome. The record is from RefSeq and is a predicted model, not a curated record. NCBI's taxonomy places the organism in Eukaryota, Metazoa, Chordata, Crocodylia, Alligatoridae. The transcript is spliced from 17 exons.